Messenger RNA from Penicillium manginii, 3078 nucleotides. RefSeq lists its product as uncharacterized. The coding region runs from base 1 to 3078 and encodes 1025 amino acids. NCBI's taxonomy places the organism in Eukaryota, Fungi, Ascomycota, Eurotiomycetes, Eurotiales, Aspergillaceae. The transcript has 4 exons. The record is from RefSeq and is a predicted model, not a curated record.
AUGGCAGACUUUGGAAUCCCAAAUAUCGGUAAACGGCUUAUGACCCAAGUCAUUGAUGAUCUGGCCUUAACCGAUCCCGAUAGGAAGAUCUGCAGUAUGCCCGAAAGCUCUGAGGGGGCGCAAACCUAUGUGGAUUUGAAUGUUAGGAAAUUGUCCCAGGCAAUCAACCACAUGGCCUGGUGGAUUGAGAGAUCGUUCGGAACAUGUGCCUCUUUUGACGAGACAUUGGCAUUUCUUGGAGCCAAUGAUGUCCGAUAUCUUGUGAUGGUGAUUGCGUGUAAUAAAACGGGCCAUAAGCCACUGCUCUCCUCUACCCGCAAUUCCCAGGCUGCCCAUAUUCGUCUUUUCGAGAUGACAAACUGUUCCAAGUUAGCUUAUAGCUCCGAGAAAAAGCAGAUGGCAGAAGAAAUAUGCUCAGCAGGCUCUCAUAUCAAAAGCCUCGAGAUUCCAUCUUUGACUCAAAUGUUGGCUGAGGAAUGCAGUGUCUAUCCAUUCCAAGGAGCGUUUGAGGAAGUAAAGAAUAAUGUGGCAUUUAUUGCGCACAGCUCAGGAACAACAGGGUUUCCUAAGCCAAUUCAAUUGACGUUUGGAUAUUUUGGUGCCUUGGAUCAUGGAGCCUAUGUCCCCCUUCCAGAAGGCCGAGUUGCUGGUGUUCCAGACAGGCUAUCUCCUGAUGACCUGAUUCUUUCUUCAACUCCGUUUUUUCAUCUCAUGGGAUUUUCGCUACUUAUAAUGGCUGUAUUUCAUGGAAUUCCAUGCGUGAUGCUUCCGGACGGACCCAUGUCAAUCGAAUUGGUGACCACGGUAUUGGAUAGUACUCGCCCAACGGCAGCACUCUUUCCCCCUUCGAUCUUAGAGGAGUUAGCUUCUAAUAUACGGUCUAUGGAGGCUCUUUCUAAACUGAGACGUGUCUACUUUGGAGGCGGACCUCUUUCGCCAGAUGUGGGCCGCAGGGUCAGCGAACGCACUCAGCUAGUCAGCUUCCUUGGAAUGACCGAGGGUGGGUUUGUACUGUCCUUUCUCCCUGAAAACGGAGAUUGGGAAUAUUUUGAAUGGAGUCCUACUUUUGGGAUUAAGUUAGAGCAUGUCGAAAAUGGACUACAUGAGAUGGUCUUGCACAGGCACGAAAACCCCGAAUUUCAGCCUAUCUUCCAUACGUUCCCCGAUCUCCAGUGUUACCACACGAAGGAUUUAUACUUGGAACAUCCAACCAAUCCGGACCUAUGGAAAUUUCAUGGUCGCUUGGAUGACGUCAUUGUUCUCAGUAACGGUGAGAAAUUCAAUCCUGUGACGAUGGAGAAGCUCAUCGAGGGAGAGGCUUUGGUGGCCAGAGCAGUUGUUGUCGGACUCGGCAGAUUCCAGACAGCCCUGUUGAUUGAGCCGAAUUGGAGUCAACUAGAUACAGUUGACUUGAAGACAAACUUAAUCGACAUCAUCUGGCCUACAGUUCAAAAGGCCAAUCAAAUCAGUGUGGGCCAUGGACAUGUCUUGAAAAGCAAAAUCGCUCUAGCAUCGCGCAACAAGCCCUUCUCCACAACACCAAAAGGAAGUACCCAGCGAAGGAUUGUGGCCGAGGACUAUAAAGAUGAGAUUGAGCAGCUAUACACAUUGCCCGGUGAAGAGAAACUUCCAUUCAGCCUGCCAGUCUCUCCCGACUUUCCAAUGAUCGUUGAAUUUGUUCGAAAUCUCAUAUCCUAUGUUUCAGACGUUGGCCGAUGUGAAUAUGACGCUGACCUAUACAAUUCCGGGCUCGAUUCAUUGCGUACGAUUCAAUUGGUCUCGGUCUUGAACGCGAACGGAUUUAAAGAAAUCACUGCACAGAUGAUCUAUCUGCAUCCAAGUAUCUCCAAAAUUGCAACUCUUCUCCACAACAUGUUGGAUGAGAUUGAGGGAAAGGAAAUUCCGAGACAUGAAAAAAUCGAUGAUCUAGUCAAGAAAUACACAUCUGAUCUGCCACGGUUAGAAGGUAUAAACAAAAUCACCAUUGCACUCACUGGGUCCACUGGGUCACUUGGUAGCUACCUACUUGAUACACUGCGGUCGGACCCACUCGUUCACAAGGUAUACUGCCUGACACGAGAUGGGAGUGAAGCAAGACAAAAAAGGGUCUUGUUAGAAAGAGGCUUGGACCAAACCGUUCCUGAAAAAGUCGAAUUCGUCAAAACUUCACUUGGUGAACACGAGCUCGGAAUCGACAGCGAAAAAUAUCAAGAAAUGCUUCGUUCUGUUGAUAUUUUCAUCCACAAUGCUUGGAAAAUGGAUUUCAACAUUUCUGUCGAUUCUUUCGAGGAAGUGCAUAUUCGGGCCGCACGCAAUCUGAUAAGCUUCAGCCUCCAAAGCACGAAACGCACACACGUCCACUUUCUUUCUUCUAUUGGCGCUGUUGGAGGUUGGACGCUUUCUGACGGUCCCGUCAUUCCCGAGCUUCCAUUUGAGAAUUGCGAUGUAACUCUCCGUCAGGGGUAUGGAGAGGCCAAGCAUAUUUGCGAGCGAAUCUUCCUGGCUGCUUCUCGAACUUCCGGUGUGCCGACUAGCAUUCAUCGUUUAGGACAAAUCGCUGGCCCCAGUACUGAAAGCGGAUAUUGGAAUCCCCAAGAAUGGAUCCCCGCACUCAUCGCUACAUCCAAGUCCCUUGGCAAGAUUCCUUCGACACUCGGAGCAUUUCCGGUUGAUUGGGUUCCAGUGGAUUUACUUGCGAAUGUUGUGUUGGAAAUUGUCCACGCACGCCGGAAAACACAGCUAGAAAGUCUCUUUGCCGUGUUCCAUCUUGUCAACCCUACAACUACAACGUGGAAGAGCCUUCUCGAGCCAAUACACGCCAUGUAUGCGGUUCAAGUAGUUGAGAUGAAAGAUUGGAUUGAGGAGCUUGAUCAAGUCCGAGCCGUAAUUCCGGAAGACCUUGCACAUAAACCGGCUUUGAAGCUACUUGAAUUCUAUCGGAGCUUAAUUGAAGGCCAAGGAGCUUUGUCUGUUCCUCUUUCAAUGGAGAAUACAAAGCUCGCGAGUGCAAGCAUGAGGUCAAUGCCGCCAAUUACACCAGAUCUGAUGGGGACUUGGCUGAAACAGUGGUCAUUUUGA